Messenger RNA from Coregonus clupeaformis (lake whitefish), 2999 nucleotides. RefSeq names its product fibrous sheath CABYR-binding protein. NCBI's taxonomy places the organism in Eukaryota, Metazoa, Chordata, Actinopteri, Salmoniformes, Salmonidae. The record is from RefSeq and is a predicted model, not a curated record. The coding region runs from base 468 to 2174 and encodes 568 amino acids. The transcript is spliced from 8 exons. Gene Ontology annotation, cellular component: mitochondrion. Gene Ontology annotation, biological process: anterograde axonal transport.
UCGAAAGCUACAGAUGUUUUCGUGAGAAAACCAAUUUUCGGGAUGUCUCAUGAUUUGACAAACACCGCUCUAGCUCUGCCACCUUUCACAGCAGAUGUGGAAGUACGACAUCGGCGAUUUGAGACGCAUCCAAUGCAUAAAAACAUUUGAUAGGGAUUUUUCAAAUGAUGUUACUUAGGGUGAUGCAACGGUGUGUCUAGGGGGUUUGGGUGCGUACAUUGACCUCGUAAAUUGGAUGCACUGAUAAACGUACAGGAAAACGCGCUUGACGUUUGACCGUUUCUCUUGUGUGUGAGAAAAGGGGGAGGUGAUGAACCGUUCGAGAAGACACAUCCAGCGCUGAGCGCAAGCGAGAUAGGGCUCUACUUCGCUCAUCUCACACACGACCAGCUCACGCCAUUCAUUCUGCCCUCGCUUGCUCUGGCACACGCUGCAUUCCUCCCGUAGAUUUUGGAUAGCAAGCGGCGAUGUUUCUCUGCAGAGCGGCCUGGCAAAGAUGUGGGCCUUUGGCAAGGAAGUCAGCCCACCAGUUAUCUAGAGAUGUGUUGCCAAGGCGACAGAUGUCGUCGGUCCCUGGUGGUACUGGUGAUAACAUCGUCUACGCGCUGCUGUGUGGCGGGGCCUUUGCUGGAGCCAUCGCCUAUACAUACAGCACUGUGACCACAGAUCACGCCAGAUUCAACGACCGUGUAGCAGAUAUCAAUGCUCGUCCCAAGACCGAGUGGGCGCCCAAACCAUGGCCCCCCAAGACGGAGGGAGGAGAGGAGGAGGUGGCAGCAGAGGAAGCUGCACUUGAAGAGGCUGUAGCGGCGGAAAACGGAGCAGAACCCGCGGAAGAGGCCUCAGUCGAGGCAGAAGCAGCGGCCGAGGCAGUCUCUGAAGAACCUGCUGUGGAGGCAGCAGCAGUAAAGGUAGAGGCGGCACCAGCGGUAGCAGAAGCGGAGACUGUGGUGGAGGAGAUUGCAGAGGCUGUUGCGGAGGCUGCUGAAGUCAUCGCUGAGGUCGCAGAAGAGGUCAUUGAGGUGGCAAAUGAAGUGGAGGCGGCAGCGGAGGAAGUGGUCAAAGUGGCCGUGGAAGAGGCUGCUGAGGCUGUUGCCGCACAUGCCGCCGCCGAGGAGGCAGUUGCCGUGGCCGAGCCAGAGGCGGAGAUCAACGUGGCACCAGUCAUUCUGGCAGCAGCCUCUGCUUUGGAGGUGACGACAGUCGCUGAAGUGGUUGUGCCUGUUGUAGAAGAAGUUGAGGAGGCGGCCCCAGUAGAGGCCCCUGCUGCAGUGGAGGAGUCCCAAGCUGCAGUGGAGGAGGCCCCACUUGAGCCUGCACCCGUAGAAGAGGCCCCAGCUGCAGUGGAGGAGGCUGCAGUGGAGGAGGCCCCAGCUACAAUGGAGGAGGCCCCAGCUUCCCCAGCUACAGUGGAGGAGGCCCCAGCUACAGUGGAAGAGGCCCCAGCUGCCCCACUUGAGGCUGCACCCGUAGAAGAGGACCCAGCUGCAGUGGAGGAGGCCCCGGCUGCAGUGGAGGAGGCCCCGGCUGCAGUGGAGGAGGCCCCGGCUGCAGUGGAGGAGGCCCCGGCUGCAGUGGAGGAGGCCCUGGCUGCAGUGGAGGAGGACCCGGCUGCAGUGGAGGAGGCCCCGGCUGCCCCACUUGAGGCUGCACCCGUAGAAGAGGACCCAGCUGCAGUGGAGGAGGCCCCAGCUGCAGUGGAGGAGGCCCCAGCUGCCCCACUUGAGCCUGCACCAAUCGAAGAGGCCCCAGCUGCAGUGGGAGAGGCCCCAGCUGCAGUGGGAGAGGCCCCAGCUGCAGUGGGAGAGGCCCCAGCUGCAGUGGAAGAGGCCCCAGCUGCAGUGGAAGAGGCCCCAGCUGCAGUGGAAGAGGCUGCAGUGGAAGAGGCCCCAGCUGCAGUGGAAGAGGCCCCAGCUGCAGUGGAAGAGGCCCCAGCUGCAGUGGAAGAGGCCCCAGCUGCAGUGGAAGAGGCCCCAGUUGAGGUGGCGGCACCUGUGGAUGCGCCCAAAAAGGAGUACAUUGUAGUGGUGUUGGAGGGAGCAGCCAAGUCCGAUAAGAGGCCCAAAGUCCUGGGGGUCGGCCCCAUGACCGGCAGGAUCAUCCCAGCUCCAGAUGAUGACGAGGCCCCUGCUGCUGAGGGCAAGCGACGGCUGCUUAGGAUGCAGAUGCAGUAGAACCAACUGACAGUAGCACUUGGAGCCCCUGGAUGAUAUAGUUUCUCUACUCUGAGGGAGAAGAGGGGAUGUGCCUUCCCCAACCCCCCUCUCAUUGACCCCUCCACACACUUUGACCCCUGACCCUUGAUAUUUAUCUGUAGUAUAAAACUUGUCUCCCCGUCUUGGUCCAGGGAAUUAUCUGUGUAUAUAUUCAGAUAAUGCUUGCUUUAUGGAGAAAAAAAAAAGAUUAUCUGGUAUAUUUUUCUAGAUGUACAACACCCCAAAAAAUCCCCCCCCAAAAAAAGAAAGGUCCCUCUCGUCACACUGAGCGAGCAAAAUUAUAAUAAUCUGGGAAUAUUUGGCCAUGGAAACAUUCCUGGUUGACAUCAGGAGAAUGUAACUGUUUGCCAAAGUUACACAAGUUUGCCAAAAUACCUUAGACUAACUAUGGGACUGAAAUAGUUAUAUAUUAACUUACUUUUGUAGCUCUCCAUUAGAAGCUCGCUGGAACUGAGCCUGGCAGAAUUUGACCCAAUGUGAUUGGUUGACGGUAUGAUACAUUGGCUAGCUAGCCUAUACCCUACGUUUCAUCGGGUUGGAAUGCAAUCAGUGUAAAUUCUAAUCAAAUUAAUGCGAAGUCUGAAUUGAAACACGCAGGGGUGGAAAAACUACUACAUUUUCAUACUUCAGUAAAAGUAAAGAUGCCUUAAUAGAAAAUGACUCAAGUAAAAGUGAAAGUCACCCAGUAAAAUACAACUUGAGUACAAUUCUAAAAUUAAAGGUUUUAAAUAUAUUUAAGUAUCAAAUGUAAUUGUUAAAUAGACUUACGUAUCAAAAGUUAAA